GCAUUAGAAGAAUACAGGCUGCAAAGAUGGCCCUGCUAAUUUCUGCUAUUAGAAUCAAUGCCAGUCGCACUCCUGCUAAAUCGGCACUUAUCUUUGUCCACGGUCUUGGUGAUUCUGGGGAAGGUUGGUCGUGGUUGCAUCCUUUGGUGCAACAAAAGGGAAUUAUAAAAGAUGCCGACAGCAUCAACUAUAUAUUCCCAAAUGCUCCCAGUAUCCCAAUUACUGUUAAUGGAGGAUACGUGAUGCCUUCAUGGUUCGAUAUUUACGAAUUUGGCAAUCCUAAUGCAAAACAGGAUGAAGUUGGUUUCCUAAAGAGUUGCGACGUAUUGAAAGCUCUAAUCAAAGAACAAAUAGAUGUGCACAAGAUCCCAGCCGAGAGGAUAAUCAUUGGUGGAUUCUCUCAGGGUGCUGCAAUUUCUUUAUCGACAAUUGCUUUGUUGGACUUCAAAAUAGGCGGAGUAGUAGCCUUAUCUGGAUUUUGUCCUAUUAAGAGUUCAAUUGAAAAGUUACACGAUGGGAAGGAUGCUAACUACAAUACGCCGAUUUUCCAAGGUCAUGGUGUAAUUGAUCCUCUUAUUCCUUGUAGUAUGGGCAAGGAAACAAGUGAAUUUUUCAAGUCCUUAGGAUACCAUAAACUAGAAUUCAAAACUUAUGAUUAUGUCGCUCACAGCACAGGCGAACAAGAGUUGAUAGACUUCAUGACUUUUGUUGGCACAAUCCUCAAUUAAGUAUAUAUUCCAUAUAGCUUAAACUUCUUUUUUGAUAAGAGCAUACUGCAACGGAAAUACAUUCAAGAUCGCCUGC
Messenger RNA from Scheffersomyces stipitis CBS 6054, 804 nucleotides. RefSeq names its product palmitoyl-(protein) hydrolase. The coding region runs from base 27 to 728 and encodes 233 amino acids. Lineage: Eukaryota; Fungi; Ascomycota; Pichiomycetes; Serinales; Debaryomycetaceae. Gene Ontology annotation, cellular component: cytoplasm. The transcript has a single exon. Gene Ontology annotation, molecular function: palmitoyl-(protein) hydrolase activity; carboxylic ester hydrolase activity. The record is from RefSeq and is a predicted model, not a curated record. Gene Ontology annotation, biological process: protein depalmitoylation.